GAAAUUUAAUGCUGUAGAAAUGCUUGGUUAUUCUGGUUUGCCGAUUUUGUAGCAUUUUUCCGUAUAUCCUGGACGAAAUCCUAAAUGACGUCGUGAAUUUUGCAAGCGACAGUUAUGAUUGUUUUGACGUUGUCACAUCUGAAUUCGUCACUGGAAUUCCAUGAGCAUCAAAACAGAAAAGUCUUCAACGCGGCGGAGAAAACGGCCGAGUUGUACGCAAACAGAACGAUUUAAUUCAAUGUCAGACGCAACGUUCGAUACAUGGUGUAAUUUAAAAAUUUCCAGUUGAACCAUUUCCAUCCGACCGAGGGCGCAAUGAAGAAAACAUGGGUGAAAAGGGAGAACAUCUACUACAAACCGUUCUACAAGCAAAAAACAAAAGUGACUUUAUUGGCGAUUUUCAUUCUCGCGAUAAUUUUCUUCUCGUAUCAGAUUUUUUAUAUUAACCAGUUACCAAGUACCAGUACAUCUUUAAGUUUAGAAAGUACGUAUUUGCCGAAGGAAACGGAGGAUGAUGGUGGUGCGAAGAGUGUCGCGACCGAGGAGGGUAUUAGGAUACUCAGAGGUAUAAGACUGCGAGACUACGAUGCUUAUCGACCGAGUUACGAGGGGAAAUUUCGUUGUCUAGACAGCGAUCCUGCUAUAGAGAUUGAUUUUAAUAAAGUCAAUGAUAAUUACUGUGAUUGUUUAUUGGACGGAAGUGACGAGCCAAGUACAAAUGCCUGUGUAAAUGGCAAAUUUUAUUGUAAAUUUCAAAAAAGACACAUUACCGGCAGAGGAUUGGAUGUUUGGAUUCCUAGUAGUCGCAUCAAUGACGGCAUUUGUGAUUGUUGCGAUGGAUCGGACGAAUGGGAAAAUAAAAAAUGUGAAAAUAAAUGCGUAUAGCUUAAAGUUGAUGGCA
Molecule: messenger RNA, 901 nt
Organism: Hermetia illucens (black soldier fly)
Lineage: Eukaryota; Metazoa; Arthropoda; Insecta; Diptera; Stratiomyidae
Product: glucosidase 2 subunit beta
Exons: 2
Coding region: 316-885 (189 amino acids)
Biological process (GO): N-glycan processing
Cellular component (GO): glucosidase II complex
Source: RefSeq, a predicted model, not a curated record